This is a messenger RNA of Coffea eugenioides, 2029 nucleotides long. RefSeq names its product pentatricopeptide repeat-containing protein At5g66520-like. Lineage: Eukaryota; Viridiplantae; Streptophyta; Magnoliopsida; Gentianales; Rubiaceae. Gene Ontology annotation, biological process: RNA modification. The record is from RefSeq and is a predicted model, not a curated record. Bases 108 to 1715 code for a protein of 535 amino acids. Gene Ontology annotation, molecular function: RNA binding; protein binding. The transcript has 2 exons.
AUCUUAGUGUGAUGUGUUAAUAAGUGCUAGAUUCUGAAACCAGAUUGGCAAAUUCUGAGGUUACAUCUACUUGUACUCUUGUACUAGUAUGACAUAUUACACGUGCGAUGGUGUCGCAUUUUGCCUCCAAAUAUUUGAAAUCUAGUUACAAAGCUAUUUCCCUCCUGGACCAACCAUGUCUAUCUUUGUCACAGCUCAAGCAAAUCCAAUGCCACCUGAUUGUCUCCGGGACCAUUGCCGACCCUUUUGCUGCUGGGAAACUCCUUUCGCGCUUUGGAAUCUCGGAAAAGAGCGAUCUUUCACAUGCUUAUGCCCUUUUUCGCCUCAUUCCUAAUCGGUCCCCUUUUAUAUGGAACACCAUCAUUAGAGCUUUUACUGAACAUAGUCAGCUCAAUGGUGCUAUUUUACUGUCUAAAGAAAUGCUGGGAAAUGGGUUUUGGUACAAUAAUUAUACUUUUUCGUUUGUUUUUCGGGCUUGUUCCGAGCUAAAGGAUGUUUCUUUGGGAUUGAUGUAUCAUACCCAUGUGAUAAAAUUGGGUUGGGAAGUUUAUGAUUUUGUGCAGAAUGGUUUGAUUCAUUUUUAUGCUACUUGUGAUUGUAUGGACAUUGCUAGGAAGUUGUUUGAUGCGAGUAAAACUCGUGACGUGAUUACCUGGACUGCUGUGAUUAAUGGGUACGUGAAGCGUGGGAACAUUGGGUUUGCAAAAGAGUUGUUUGAUCAAAUGCCGGAAAAGAAUGCUGUUUCUUGGAGUACUAUGAUUAAUGGGCAUGUCCAAAGUGGCUUAUUUUUGGAGGCUUUGGAGAUGUUUGAUGAUAUGCAAGUUGCUGGUAUCGGGCCAAACCAUGCUGCAAUUGUAGGUGCAUUGUCUGCUUGUGCUUUUCUUGGUGCUCUGGAUCAAGGCACGUGGAUUCACGCCUAUAUGAAGAGGAACAAGAUUGAGUUGGACAGAGCAUUAGGAACAGCCCUUGUUGAUAUGUAUGCCAAGUGCGGGUGCAUUGAGAUGGCCUGUCAUGUUUUUGAGGAGAUUCCUCGUAAGGACGUGCUUGCUUACACAUCUUUCAUUUCAGGCUUGGCUAAUCACGGUGAAAGUGCAAGGGCAAUGGAGGUAUUCAAUAGGAUGGAGAGUGAGGGUGUUGGGCCAAAUGAGGUCACAUUUAUUUGUGUUCUGAACGCCUGUAGCAGAAUGGGGUUGGUAGAAGAAGGGUUGAGAAUAUUUGAAAGCAUUAAAGGAGUUUAUGGGAUGGAACCUGUGGUUCAGCAUUAUGGUUGUUUGGUAGACCUUCUAGGCAGAGCAGGAAUGCUUGAACAGGCAAGAAAGGUUGUGAAAGAGAUGCCUGUGAAGCCUGAUUCCUAUGUAUUGGGAGCAUUACUUAACGCUUGCAGGGUUCAUAGUGACAUUGAUCUGGGAAAAGAAAUGGUCAAGGGACUGGCAGAUCAGAGUCUUGACCAUGGCGGAGUUCAUGUUCUUCUGUCAAAUAUUUAUGCAGCUAUUAACAAAUGGGAUGAUGCGGAGAGUGUUCGGAAGGUAAUGGAUGAGAAGAAGGUGAAAAAGGUGCCUGGCUGUAGCAUGAUUGAUUUGGAUGGAAUGACUUGUGAGUUUGUUGCUGGAGACAGGUCUCGUGUUAAUAUGGAUGAAAUUAGUUUUUGUUCGCUGGUGGUCGACAGUCACUUGAAAUCUCUAGGAUAUGAUGAAUAUGAGAUUAGUUUAGAGUAGCUAUUGUAUAAGAUUUUUCUAGUUCUUCUCUUGCUCAUACAGCUGUGGCUGAUAGCUCAGAGCACAAUUGGUAAAACUAAUGGCAGAUUAACAGGAAUUGAAUCCCUUUGCAGAACAUGUCAGAGUGUGCUUGUUUGUAAGCAAGGCUGCCUGCUGAACGCCAAGGUCGACUCAACCAUACGGAGGUUCAACACUAUUAGAGAGCCUAAAACAUUUGAAAAGAAGGGGAAAAAGGGGAAGAGCCAUUUCACUGGUUCUAAGCAGCACAGCAUGGCCAGCAACGUCUAUCCGCGGCCGAGCCCAUCUAACUCUGC